This is a messenger RNA of Neolamprologus brichardi, 685 nucleotides long. It is a transcript of the gene cdca5, whose product is annotated as cell division cycle associated 5. Gene Ontology annotation, biological process: double-strand break repair; mitotic metaphase chromosome alignment; mitotic sister chromatid cohesion. NCBI's taxonomy places the organism in Eukaryota, Metazoa, Chordata, Actinopteri, Cichliformes, Cichlidae. Gene Ontology annotation, cellular component: nucleus. The record is from RefSeq and is a predicted model, not a curated record.
UUUUCCACGCGACGCGGGCGGGCAAUUUGAACGUUCGCUGUUGUUGUGUGCCCUGUGUUGGUUGAGUUACAGUCUGAUCUGCUGUAAGAGGGGAAAAUAUCUGGAGUUUCUUCAGGAGACUGUUGGGAUGAACGGAGGGACUCCUCGGAGCAUAAUGACGGACUCUAAUAGCAUUGACAGCUCGCAGCGGAGACGCUCCCCGCGGCUGAGCUCUCCGCAAGCUCAAAGUGACAACAAAAUGGCGCUGCCGUCUCUCGCUGUUAAACGCUCAAUCACCGUGAGAAAAAUAGCGCCCAGAAAAACAGUCGCGUUAUCGGAACAGAACAAGGAGAACACACCGAAGCCGUCCAGGUCUGAGGGCAUCCAGCAGAAAAAGCCGAAGGUCUCCACGCCCGGUCCCGUCCCGGGCCGAGAGAGCAGCUCUUCCUCGGCUAAGAAGAAAAAGGCCACUAUGCCUUCACCGAUCCUCCCCUCAUCACCGCCGCCCGCUUCUCACCCCCCGCAGAUGGAUCCAGAGGACGCGGUGUGGUCGCAGAAGGUACGCCGAUCUUACAGCAGGCUCAGCGAGAAGUCAUUCAACAGCCCCGAGUCUCGUGAGACUUUAUUCGGCUUUGAGAAGCUGAAAACCCCAGAGGUCCGGAGAGCCGGGGUGUCGAAGUUUGGCCUGGAGGUUUCUGCAGGAUCC